Stylonychia lemnae is the source of this 1116-nucleotide messenger RNA. NCBI's taxonomy places the organism in Eukaryota, Ciliophora, Spirotrichea, Sporadotrichida, Oxytrichidae. The record is from the annotation of a GenBank genome assembly.
AUGAAUAAUGUCUCUGAUGAUCCUCUCUUAGGACACAACUAAAAUAACAAUCAAAACAGAAAUAAUAAUGCUCAAAAUAAUAAUAUCUACAGCCAAGACUAGUAAAUUAAUCAGCAUCAGUAGUUAUAUCAGCAGAUGAACUAAAAUAACAUGUAUAGCCAUUAUUAGAAUUAAUAGUUGCCUGCAAUGUAUAAUCAGAAUCAAUAUUAUCAAAAUAACUAUUAGCCAUUAGGAUAGCCAUUGCCUUAGCAGCAAAAUAACCUAUAAUAUGACUAGCAGUAAUACUAUGACCCAUUAAUAAAUGAUUAGCAGUAAUAAUUUAUAGGUCUUUCUAAUUCAUAGUUAGAAAGAGAAAGAAGAAGAUUAAAUUCAGAGAAACUUGUAAGAAACCUGUUUGGGGAGAUGACUUACACCGUUCUAUUUAUCAUUAUGAUUUUGAUUGUGAUCCUUGUUAAUAUAAGCCAAGAUGUUCUCCCUAAGGAUGAUAUAGUUAAAAGGUGGCUUACUGUAAUAAUGGGGUAUUAUGUUGGAGAGUUUAUCUUGCAGAUGCUUCAGUAUCACUUUAUUCUUAAAACUUAGAGGGAAAACUUGUUGGUAAUGGCGACUAGAUUCUUAGGCAUGGUGUUUCUGGUCGGGUGGUUAGUUUAUGGAAAUGUUAUUUACUAUCAGUAACUUGACUAUCACAAUAUCAACACUGGAUAUAGAUGGGUUCUUUUCAUCUUACUUCUGUUUGGCUACUUCGAGAUGCUCAAAUGCUGUUGUGUAGGCACCCUCGUCUGCAUUAUGGCACCAUUUGUAAUAAUAGCCAUCAGAAGAGGAGCAAGACCCAACUGGAUACCAGCACCUCCACGAUUCGUCCAAAAUCUAGUUAAAGAUAAGUUCAAUCCAGACAGAAAUCAAGCUUUCGAGUAAUGCGCAAUUUGUUUACUUGACUUUUAAAAAGACGAUGAAAUAAUUCCAUUGCCCUGUGACGAAAAACAUUAUUUCCACCCAGAAUGUAUCGAAUAAUGGCUUAAAAAUAACAAUACAUGUCCUCUUUGCAAAAAAGCUAUUACAAAGGAAGCUCUUGAAAAAUAGAAAAAAGAAAAGAAAAGCACUAACAAUAGAGCAAGAUGA